AUGGGCGACGCUCAACCCGACCAGGGCUAUCAGCUUGGAGUUGAUGUCGGCGGGACAUUCACGGAUGUAUACGUCUUCACACCAGACCUCCAGACAGUUCGCGCCAAGGUUCCGACUACGAUCCCCGAUCAGAGUAUCGGUAUUAAGAACGGUCUCGCUAAAGCCCGUCUGAUUCUCGAGGAGCAGUUCGGGUGGUCGGGGACAUUCCAGUUCAUUCAUCACGGAACUACAACAGCCACCAAUGCUGUUCUCGAAGGCAAAGGCGCCCGCACCGCUUUGGUGACGACUGCGGGCCACAAGGAUAUUCUUGCGCUGCGUCGGUCUCAAAUCCCCGGCGGGUUAGGCGCGUGGCUGCACUGGAACCCGCCGGACCCCAUUGUGCCACUCGAACGUGUUGUUCAGUGUAAGGAGCGGAUGUCGGUGCAGGGUGAGCCGGUAUCCGCCGUGGAUGUGGAUGAUUUACGCGUUGGAUUGAGAGAGUUGGCUAAGCAAAAGCCGGAAGCAGUGGCCAUUUCACUGUUGAACUCCCACAGCAACGACAAACACGAACGCGAAGUUAAAAAGGUCGUUUGCGAAGAACUUGACUCCGAUGUCGCGGUUAUCUGUUCAGCCGAUGUCCUGCGCGAGGUUGGCGAGUAUGAACGCACAAUCACAACCUGCACGAAUACCCUCGUGAAGCCGGUUGUUCAGACGUACCUUCAGAACUUGUCUCUGGCUCUCACCAAAGAAAGCGAGACCAUUCGGGUCCUUAAAAGCGAUGGCGGUCUCACCAGUCUUGCGCUUGCUUCUGAGCUUCCAGUGAACAUCUUGAUGUCUGGCCCUGCAGGGGUGUUAAAGGAGUUGCAGAUGUCGUGGCUAGAAAUUCGCAGGGAAACUGUCGUCGAAGACCUGUCCGUGCGAGCACCGGCUGUGGACAUCAAGACUGUUGGCGCCGGCGGAGGCUCAAUCACGACAUACAUGGAAUUGACAGAGACGUUACGCGUCGGACCCGAAAGCGCUGGCGCUGUGCCAGGCCCUGCAUGCUAUGAAAAGGGUGGCAAGCAGGCGACCGUGACAGAUGCAAACCUGGUCCUGGGCUAUCUGCCCAAGAACCUACUCGGUGGUGAAUUUGCCUUGAAUGUGGAAGCAUCCCUGGCCGCAGUCGCUGAAAUUGCGUCUCAGAUGAAGCUCCCGGUUACCCAAACAGCCGAAGAUAUAAUCACAAUCAUCAAUGAGACCAUGUAUGGAGCUCUCCGUCUUGUGUCCGUGGAACAGGGCUAUGAUCCCCGCGAUUUCGCACUGGUCGCUUUUGGAGGUGCUGGCCCACUCCAUGCUAAUGCGGUAGGUGAACUUCUAGGAGCAUGGCCAGUUAUCAUUCCUCCAUCUCCUGGCAUUCUUUGCGCACAGGGUGAUGUGACGACGAAGCUCAGACAUGAGCAGUCGACAACGUUCAUCCGUUUGGUAUCUGAGACCACUGCGCGGGAAAUCUUCAAGCAGUAUGAUAGCCUGGAGAAGCAUUGCCGUGAGACCCUGCAGAAGUCAUCAGGUGAACACUGGCCUGUGACUUGGAAGUCUGCGUACCAGGCAGACCUUCGAUACAAAGGACAAGCUUUGACUAUCACCAUUGAUUUGACUGCCGAUGAAUUGGUUCUGGAUACCCAGGGAUGGCAUUCGGUCCUCCGGGAACGGUUUGACCAACAGCACCAACAGCUAUUCACCUAUACAUUGCCUGAUUUUGAGCUCGAGCUCAUGCGACUCGGAGUCAUACUCGAAGACGCAUCACCCAGUAUUGACAUCCCACAAGUCGAAAAAGCGGCGACCCCUGAUCCUCCGGCCAAUGCUCAGAUUGGUCAACAAACAAUAAUUGUGCAGGGCAAGGAACAACUUGCUACACUCUGGGAUCGCCAGAAGAUCUCUAAACAGGGAAUCAAGAUCACAGGGCCAUGCAUCGUCUCGGAGAUGGAUAGCAACACACUCAUUCUACCAGGGUAUUUUGGUGAGAUUGACAGCAUUGGAAAUAUCUUGAUCAACCCCCAAGAUAAAAAGCCAGCCGACUCUACUCAGCAUACCGCGGAAUCAGCGGCCAAACUUGUCAAGGGCACUCCAUUGAUUCCGACCUUGAUCUCAUCCACGCUGGCCUCCAUUCGGAGCGAGAUGGAUCAGAUGAUGCUACGAUGUAGCAUGUCCCCCGCAAUCAGAGAACAACAAGACGAAUUCAACGUGAUCACCGAUGCCAAGGGCAAAAUGCUUGUCGGUCAGUUCGGCAGUUUUAUCACCGAGUUCUUGAAAGUGUGGCACGGCACGAUCGAGGAAGGGGAUAUUUUUAUCACAAACGAUACGUACCAGGUACAAGGUGCCAUCAGUCAUCUAAACGAUGUCAUCGUCUUUCUGCCCAUCUUCCAUGAGCAUCGUCUAAUUGGAUACGCCUCGCAAUUCGGCCACUUGACUGACGUAGGCGGUAUCGUUCCGGGCAGCAUGUCAAUCAACGCAACCUCUGUGUUCGAUGAUGGAGUGCAGAUUCCUUGCAUCAAGCUCUAUUCCAAGGGCGUGAUGAAUGCAGACAUUGUUGAACUUCUGUGUCGAAACUCUCGACAGCCAGCGUGGUAUCGCUCUGAUUUGACUGCCAUCAUUGCAGCAUGUUCGAUGGCCGCGACGCGGGUGCGUGAACUCGUGACAAGAUUUGGUCAAGAAAUAUACCUAGCUUCCUGUGAUGAGCUGCUGUACAGGAACCGAAGCGGGCUGGCCAAAAUUGUGGAGCGGCAAUUCAACGACGAGGAAAGCACUUUUACAGACUUCGUGGACGAUGAUGGCCACGGCGUUGGGCCGUGGGCGCUUACUUGUUCGAUGAAGAAGGUCGAUGGCAAUCGACUCGUGUUCGAUUGGAGUGGCACUUCUCCGCAAAGCCAGCACAGCAUCAACUUCUACCUUUCAGAAACCAUGUUCAAAAUGUUCAUUGGGUAUUAUCUGAUCGCAGCCGCAGCACCCGGGACGGUCAUCAACGAUGGCUUCCACGAAUUAAUUGAUGUUAAGAUCCCCGAAGGGACAGUUCUCAAGCCCGUCCGUCCGGCGCCCAUAUCAUGCCGAACGCAUUUGAUGGGCCGCACGCUCGACAUUGUUCAAGCUCUGAUCGGCCAAAAGAAUGAUGAUUAUCAAGCUGCUGCCGGUUUUAGCGACUCCCCACACUUCUUUUAUUCCGGAUUUAAGCCGAACGGCGAAUGGUACCAGCUAUAUCAAAUUGGCUUUGGAGGAGUUCCUGCCCGCCAAGCUGGUGAUGGGCCUGACUGCCACUGUCUCUUCCCGGCCAUCAAAUCCAUUCCGACAGAGAGCAUUGAAUUGAACUAUCCACUACGCAUCGAAGCCAACGAAAGUGUUGCAGAUAGUGGGGGCCCUGGAUAUUUCCGCGGUGGUAAUGCCCAGCGAACACUCUAUCGAUUCCUCGCGCGAGGCGAGUUCAGUCUACAUGACGAUCGAUGGUUCACGAAGCCCUGGGGCUUGAAGGGAGGUAAACCCGGUCGACGAUCUAGUAAGGUGCUAUACCGAUACUCUCAAUCUACGAUGGACCCUCCGACGGAAAUCCUACCAUCCAAAUGUGACCAUGUUCGAGUCGAUCCGGGAGAUCUCCUUGAAUGGAUCACCUGGGGAGGUGGUGGACUUGGGGAUCCAUUGACGCGUCCUGUUGACAAGGUCGCUCUAGAGGUCCAUCGGAAACUUGUCACGUUAGAUGGGGCUCGCCAAGGGUAUGGUGUGGUCGUGAAGAACGACUUUACGGUGGACCAUGAAGAGACGGUCGCACUACGCGCGCAGAUGAAAAUGGUGCAAACCAAGACACUACAGGCAUCAUCGAUAUAUGAUCGAGGCGGUGACAUUGAGGCACUACGCCAGACCUGUUUGGAGGAGACAGGGUUAGAAGCUCCGAUCCCACAGUGGGAGACAGAACUGUAUGGCCCUCACUCCGGGUUGGAGUAUGUGCAGAAGUGGUAUGCGGAUAUGAAGGUUGCAAAGGGCUGGAGGGUGGAUCAGUUGAGUUGA
This is a messenger RNA of Penicillium manginii, 4008 nucleotides long. RefSeq lists its product as uncharacterized. Gene Ontology annotation, molecular function: 5-oxoprolinase (ATP-hydrolyzing) activity. Gene Ontology annotation, biological process: glutathione metabolic process. The transcript has 2 exons. The record is from RefSeq and is a predicted model, not a curated record. NCBI's taxonomy places the organism in Eukaryota, Fungi, Ascomycota, Eurotiomycetes, Eurotiales, Aspergillaceae. The coding region runs from base 1 to 4008 and encodes 1335 amino acids. Gene Ontology annotation, cellular component: cytosol.